AUGGAAGAUGGUGCCCCAAAGCAUAUUAUCCAGAUGACAGGAUUUAAGGUAGAAGAAAAAGAAGCUUUAGGCAAAUUGCUUUUAAAACUGGAUUGCACUUUUAUCAAGAGUGAGAAAUACAAAAAUUGUACACAUCUAAUAGCUGAACGCUUAUGUAAGAGUGAGAAAUUUUUAGCGGCUUGUGCAGCGGGAAAGUGGGUACUAACUAAGGACUACAUAAUUCAUAGUGCCCAAAGUGGCAGAUGGCUUGAUGAAACAACUUACGAAUGGGGAUAUAAAAUUGAAAAAGACUCCCAUUAUUCACCUCAAAUGCAAUCUGCACCUAAAAGAUGGAGAGAAGAACUGAAACGCACUGGUGCUCCUGGAGCCUUCCAUAGAUGGAAAGUUGUCCUCCUUGUUAGAGCUGAUAAGCGAAGUGACUCACUUGUAAGAGUUUUGGAGGCUGGAAAAGCAAAUGUUUUUUUACCAAAAAAUUCACCAACAGGAAUAACUCAUGUGAUUGCCAGUAAUGCAAGAAUCAAGGCUGAACAAGAAAAAGAUGACUUUAAGGCUCCGUUCUAUCCAAUUCAGUAUCUAGAAGAUUUUCUUUUAGAGAAAGAAAUUCAUAAUGAUGAAGAUUCCCAAACUAAUUCUACUUGGAAGAACCAUAGCAGUCAAGAAAAAAGCAAUGAUUUCCGGGAAAAUAUGGGAUUUCUUGAAAUGAAAGGUACCUUAAAAGAGACCAUGUGCAGAACACAGAAAGAAAUGAAAAAUCAUGAUGAAGAUGUUACUAUUAGUUCUAUUUUGACUGAACAUCAGAGCAAAGAAAAAUUCAGAGAUUCUAGGAAAAAUUUGAAAUUUGUGAAAAUGAGAAAUGCCUUAGGAAGGCAUAUUUACGGAAAUCAGGAAAUUAAGAAAAAAGAUGAAGAUAUUCAAAGGAUUUAUACUUUGAGGAAAAAACGCAAAAAAGAGAAAGAAAGAGAUUCCAGGAAGGACAUUGAACAUGACAGGAGUACCUUAAGAAAGCACAUUUAUAGAGAUCAGAAAGAAAGGAAGAAUUCCAUUUUUGCUUGUCAUGCCAAAGAAUCAAAAACCAAGGAUAUCAGGACAGAUGUGGAUAUUGUUGACCUAAAGAAUGCCUUAAGGAAACACAUAUAUAGAGCUCAGGCUGUAAGAUACCGCGGCAUUAGAAUAGAUAAACAACCAGCCUACAAUGUUGAGGUUAAAAAUGCUGAAUUUCCACGAGGAAUAUUAAAUUUAAUUGAAAGCCUCAUAGAAGGACAGUUUUUUAAAGAAGCAAUUGAGGAACUUUCCUCUUUGCAAGCACAUUAUAUCCCUCCUGUUUACCUUCUCCAUGCUCUUCUAGAAAACAUUCUACAGGAUAACAUAGAUACGUUUUCUGGUCGAUACUUUCAUAUAUGGUCAGCUCUUCUUCACCUUCACCCUCCUUGGAAGUCCCCAGCCAUGUCAACAUAUUACUUAGAGUUGUUUCAGUGUCCAACCUGUAUGAAAGGGACAUGGUCUCUAAUAGAAGUGCUUAUCAGGUCUUGCCUUUUCAAUGAAAGUUUUUGUCAUCAAAUUUCAGAAAAUAUUAUUGGCUCUAAGGUACUCCACCUAACACUGCUUAAAUUUUUCUUUAAUUUGAUUGAAAGUGAGGUCCAACAUCUGAGUCAAAAGUUGUAUGACUGGUCAGAUUCUCAGAGUCUGAAAAUAAAAGGAAAGGCAGUUCCUCUUGAAAUCUUUUGGUCAGGAAAUGAGACCUCUGGGCUUUUGACCAAACCUGUAAAUAUGCUUUUGGAGUGGACUGUAUAUUCUCACAAGGAAAAAUGCAAGUCUAAUGAUGUCUUCAGACAUGAACUAGCUUACUUAUUGACUGGAAUUCUUGGAGCAGCAGCAGAUUAUUGGAUUGUCCUUGGUCUUAGCAUGGGCAGAAACGUGGUGCGACACAUGUCUGAUGACUUCGGAAGCUAUGUCUCCCUUUCGUGUGAUGACUUUUCUUCACAGGACUUAGAGAUUUUUAUUUCUUCCUUUUCCUCCUCCUGGCUUCAAAUGUUUGUUGCAGAGGCAGUCUUUAAAAAGUUGUGUUUACAGAAUUCCAUUAGUAUUUCUUCUGAGCCACUUUCUCUUCAGAAAAUGGUAUAUUCCUACUUGCCAGCUUUGGGGAAAACUGGUGUGCGUGGGACUAGAAAGAUGCAGAAACCAAAGCAAAUUGGACCACGGCCUUGCUUUGAAUCUCAGAGGGCCUUAAUAAUGCUGAAUGGUGCUAAACAGAAGCAAGGUGAAGGGCUGCCAGAGAUACCAGAACUGAAUCUUGCUAAAUGUUCCUCAUCAUUAAAAAGAUUGAAAAAGAAGUCAGAAGGAGAAUCGUCGUGUUCCAAGGAGAAUUGCCCCUCUUUAGUUACAAAGAUAAAUUUUCACAAGACUAAUUUAAAAGGAGAAACAGCCCUCCAUAGAGCUUGCAUAAAUAACCAAGUGGAGAGAUUGAUUCUUCUUCUCUCUACGCCAGGAAUAGACAUCAAUGUUAAAGACAAUGCUGGCUGGACGCCUUUGCAUGAAGCUUGUAACUAUGGCAACACAGUGUGUGUCCAGGAAAUUUUGCAACGUUGUCCAGAGGUAGAUCUGCUCACUCAAGUGGACGGGGUGACUCCUUUGCAUGAUGCGCUGUCAAACGGACAUGUAGAAAUUGGCAAGCUGCUGCUCCAGCAUGGGGGCCCAGUGCUUCUACAGCAGAGGAACUCUAAGGGGGAAUUGCCCUUGGAUUAUGUGGUAUCAUCUCAAAUCAAGGAAGAACUAUUUGCUAUCACAAAAAUAGAAGAUACAGUGGAGAACUUUCAUGCACAAGCAGAAAAACAUUUUUACCACCAGCAGCUUGAAUUUGGCUCAUUUUUACUUAGUAGGAUGUUACUAAAUUUUUGUUCAAUUUUUGGUUUGUCUUCAGAGUCCUUCUUAGCUUUCAAAGGAUUAACUCAUCUAAGUGAGCUGCUUAUAGCUUGUCAGAAUUAUAAGGAAACCACUAGUGCUCAUACUGACUGGUUAUUGGAUCUUUAUGCUAGAAAUAUAAAGACAUUGCAGAAGCUCCCAAAUACUCUGAAGGAACUGCCUGAGAAUGUAAAAGUGUGUCCUGGAGUACACACUGAGGCCUUAUUGGUGACAUUGGAAGUAAUGUGUAGGUCGGUCACAGAGAUUUCAUGA
This is a messenger RNA of Budorcas taxicolor (takin), 3171 nucleotides long. It is a transcript of the gene SLF1, whose product is annotated as SMC5-SMC6 complex localization factor 1. Lineage: Eukaryota; Metazoa; Chordata; Mammalia; Artiodactyla; Bovidae. The coding region runs from base 1 to 3171 and encodes 1056 amino acids. The transcript is spliced from 20 exons. Gene Ontology annotation, biological process: positive regulation of double-strand break repair. The record is from RefSeq and is a predicted model, not a curated record. Gene Ontology annotation, molecular function: protein binding.